AUGCCUUUUCAUUCUCGAUGUACAUCGAAUGAUGAUAUACCUUUUUUUCGUGUUCUUAUUUCAUUUCAUUCAAUGCUUACAAUUAAUCGUUAUUGUCAUUCAUUAAAAAUACUUAAUUUAAUUCGUUCACGUUUUUGUUUAUUAAAAAGUUUUUUACCAAUAAUUUUAUAUGAAGUCAAUACAAAUGAAGAAUUUAUUUUAAAUAAUGAUAUUAACAUAUCAAAAUCAAUAAAUCCCGGUAUUUAUUUAGCUUUACUUAAAUAUGAUGAUAGGAAAUAUCAACCAUUGAUUGAUUUAAAAUUAAUUCCAAUAGAAAUUUUUCCAGAAAAAAUUUUCUUACCUAAAACUAUACCAUUUAUCAUCUAUGAAAUAGAACCAUUUGUAAAAGCAUUAAGUAAUUUAAUUGAUUAUAUGAAAGAAUAUGAAAAAACAAAAAUUAUUUGUCGAAAAUAUAUAAAUAUUAAAAAUGAAUCGAAUUAUUAUUCAUCAUUACAUAGUGUUAGUCAAAUAUCAACAACAAAGCGUACUAAUCAAACAAAAAGUACUAUUGGUAAAACUUCGUCAUCUACAGUUUCACCUAAUGUAAUGCCAACACCUUUAUCACAAUCAUCUACUAUUCCAAUAUAUGUUAAUCAUGAUAUUGAUAUUCGACAAUAUAUAGUUACUGAUCCACAACGAAUUAAUCGAACUUCAUUAGAUAGUAAUUCUCUAUCAUUUACAUUUCGUAUACUUAAUCGAAAAGAACAAAUGAUUCAACAACAAGCUAUAAGUGAUCAUAUUACACUUCCAUCAAUGAUAAACAUAUAUGAAAAUAAUCCAUGUGAAUUCAAUGAAAAUGAGCUUGUCCUUUUUAAACAACAUCUUUCUUCACUUGAUAUUGAUUCAUCAUUGAUAUUAGAAUUAAAAAAUUGUAUACAUCAAUUAGCUAUUGAAAAUAAACUUGAUAAAAUUGAAGUUUGUGAUAUACUUAUUAAAUUAGUUUAUAAAAUAAUACAUAAUCAAUUAUAUAAUAAAGAUAUAUUAAAAACUAUACAAAAUUUACAAGAAGCAGCAUCUCAUAAUACACAAAAACUAUCAUUGACAAAUUUAUCACAAUUAAUGAAAAUACUUUUUCGAAUAGAUUAUUUAGAAAAAUUUAAUAAAUUAGAUAAACAAAAAAUUCAUCUAUUUAAUCAACGUAUAAAUCAUUUAGCACGUAUGGGUAUAUUAAAUCAACAAUUGAAAAUGUUUAAAAAACUUUUUCAACUUGAUCUAUUUGAAAAUGAACCUAAUCAACAAACUUUUUCACAAUUUAUUGAUGAUGAUAUACAACGUAUUAUUCCAAAACAAAUACCACUUAACGAUUUAGGCAUAAAAGAAAUAAUUCAUCAACUUCAAUUGAAUAUCGAUCGUUUAGGACCAACAACUACUCUUAUUCUUAUUGAUAAUCUUCAACAAUUAGUUCAUUCGGGUUUAUUAUUAACUUUAAAUAAAACACCACAAUUAAAACGAUAUUUAAUACAAUUUAUAGAACAUAUACAAACUGGUCGAUUUAUCGGACUUUAUCUUCAACGUCUUGUUGAACAAAUGAAUCAGAGUAUACAAACGAGUCCAACAAAAAAAGUUUUAUUUAUUAAUCAAUUAAAUAUUUUAUUACAAAAGACUAAAUUAAUAUCGAACAAUGACAAUACAAUAUUAAAGAAUAGUCAUAAUGAAUUAAUUUCUAUUUUAAUGAAUUUAGCUUAUAAAGGACAAUUAAAUUCAUAUACUAAUGUUGUUACACAACAUGUAAAAAUCAAAGAACAAAAUUCGUUAACUACUAUCUAUCAACAAACUGAUAUUAACAACAAUAAUCUUCAAUCCAUACUUAACUUUCUUUAUGAACAAUCAUCUUCAACAUCACUAUCGGAUCGUCUUCCCUAUCAAUGUGUUUCUUAUUUUAUUCAAUACCUUCGUCAUUUUGCACAAUUAGGCAUUCUAUAUGAACCACAAAUUUUAAAUAUCUUAAUUGAUUUAUACAAAGCUAAAGAUCAAAAUAAAAUUAAUGUAGAAACAUUUAAAACGAUUUUAGAACAUAUGAAAACUAUUCAUUAUGUUUAUGCAUAUAAUCAUUUGAAUUUAAUUGAAUUUGAUAAAUUUUUAAAUGAUAUGAUUUUUGAUGGUCAUUUAACUCGUGGUCAAGCAUGGAUUAUACUCGAUCGUUUGAUUAAUUUAUGUCGAACAGAACCUAUUACAAAUCAUGAUAUAAAAACACUACUUAUAAAUAUUCAACUUGAAUAUAAUCGUCAACAACCAAUUUAUCCAAAAUUAAUUGAUUAUUUACAAAUUCUUGCUGAAUCUUAUUCAAAUUCUUUAGCUGAACUUCAUUGUUUUGAACGAGAAUUACAAAAAUUAUUUCUUUCAUCUCAUAUGAAUAUUAAACGAAUACCAGAUGAAAUUCGAAAAUGUUUAAAUGAUAUGAUAUUAUUUUGUAAACAAGUUAAUAAUGAUCAUACAUUACUUGAACAAUUAUUUGGUUCAACAAUGAAUUAUAAAUUUUAUAAUAAAAUAAAAGAAAUAUUAAAAAGAAAAAAUUUUAUAAGUAGAAAACAAUCAUUAAAUGCUAUUGUACAAAUGCAUAAACAUUUUUUAAAAAUAUCACGUUUAAAUACAUAUAAUUUUUUGUCUGAAUGUGAAUUAGAUAAAAUUCUUCAAAAUAUUCAAAUAAAAUGUUUUCAACAACAAAAAUACAUUGAAGAUAUUAUAAAACAUAUGACUCAAUUAGGAUAUUUACAAGAUAAAGCUUUUGUUAAUUAUUUAACACAAUAUUUUCUUACUAAUGAAUUUUCAUCAUUGACUAUAGAAAAAUGUAAUGAAAUUCAAAAUAAACUUCAAACAUGGCCAUUUACUUUAGAUCUUAAUCAUCCAAAUGUUCGACAAAUAAUCGAACAUUUAAUACAACUUGAACAACAAGAUAAAAUUGAUACAGGUACAUUAAUUGAAAUACAAAGUAGACUUAAUCAAUUAGCUCGUUAUGGUAAAUGUUCUUUACCACAAAUUAAACUUAUUAUUGAUGGAAUUCAUAAAUAUCAUGGUAAAACAUAUUUAUUUGAUAAAGAUGGUUUUCAAUUGAUUCAAUCUUAUCGUUUAAUAUUAAAUGAUAUUACUCGUGCAAUUGAAUUGGAAUUUUAUAUUCAACAACUUACAUCCGAAUAUAAAAUAUCAGAUAAUUUAAAUUAUCGUUUUCGUCAUUUUUUAUAUCAAAUUUUACAAAAUGAAUUAUCAAUCGAUGAACUUAUUCGUUAUCGAUUUGAAUUAGAAAAAUUUCAUUAUAUAAAACAAAUGGAUCUUGAUCAAAUUAAAAAAUUUAUUAAUUUAUUACCACAAGAAUUAAAUAAUUUAUAUUCAUUGACUUUAACUGAUAAAUUAUUAGAACGACUUAAAUGGGAUGGAAAAAUAUUUGAUAAAUCAAUUCGAGAUCAAUUAUUAAAAUUUGAACGUUGUGGUACUUUAUCACAAGAUAAUUUUGAAGAAAUUUAUAAUAAUCUUUAUCGUACAUCAGAUAUUUCUCUUCUUUCAUUAAAACAAACUAAUAAUAAUCAACUUCUUAUUGAUCUUUUCGAUAAAAUAAAUGAUUUACUUAAUGAUGGUUUAAUCAAUUUACAAAAAUCUAUUGAAAUAAAAGAACAUAUCUAUUUUCUUGAAGAUAUUAUUGAUUUAAUAGAUCUAUCACAAAUAAUUACAUUUGAAUCACGUCUAUUAAAUUCAUUAAAUCAAAAUGAAUUUUACAUGAUUUGUGAAGAAUUAAAAACUUUUGUUUAUCAAGAACAAUUUCGUUUAUCUAAAGCACAAGAUUUAAUUUCUAUUUGGCAUUUAAAUGAAGAAAAUGGAAAUUCUAAUAAAAAACAAAUCAUAAAACUAUUUGAUGAACUUGCUAAUCUUAAUCGACUCUAUAAUAAUUCUAUUGUACCACUAAUGAAUCGAUACAUUGAAAUGAAACAAAAAAAUCCAGUUGUUUAUCGAUAUUUAAUUAAAGAUUUACAACGUUUAAAAGAUCAUGCAUUAAUUGAUAAACAAGCAAUAGAAUGUAUACGUUCAAUUGAAUGUCAAAUAUAUAAAUUUGAUUAUAGAAAACGGUUUAAUGAAAUAUUAAUUAAAAAAUUUGAAAAUCAUUUAAAACAUAUAUUUACUGUUCUACCUCAUUCAUUUGAACAACAUUUACGUAUUGAUAUUUGUAAAAAAUUAUAUGAAUUAAUUGAAACUUAUGUUAAAUCAAAUACAAAUGAAAAUUCAUCUGAUGAAGUUUUACGUACAUUUGAUUCCUAUAUUUCACAAAUGAAACAAGGUCAAUCAAGAUCUUCAAAAACUCGUUAUCAUUAUCCUUCAUUGGAUGCAAACGUUCCAACAACAUCAUCUUCUUUACAAUCUUUACACAAUAUUUCUUAA
This is a messenger RNA of Rotaria sordida, 4404 nucleotides long. The record is from the annotation of a GenBank genome assembly. Lineage: Eukaryota; Metazoa; Rotifera; Eurotatoria; Philodinida; Philodinidae.